CUCGGUUUAAUCUUCUUUUCCUAAGCAGAUUUCACCCAAAGGAACAACCAUGUCUGGAACUAAAGGUGGCGGAUAUUCCCAGCAGCAGGUCAACAAAUGCACAGACCCUUGUGCACCAGUGCAAAAGUGUGUUGACCCAUGCCAAGUCCAAGCCACUGUACAAUGCAAAGUGCCUGACCCUUGUGCACCUGUUGACCCCUGCCAGCAACAGGGAGGAGGAUACCAGUCUCAAGGUCAUGGAAGUCAUGGUAGCGGCGGAUACCAGUCACAAGGUCAUGGAAGUCAUGGUAGCGGCGGAUACCAGUCACAAAGCCAAGGUGCGGGAUACGGAGGCAGUUGCAAGAAGUAAAUUGACAAAGCUGUCCGCCGCUGUGAUAUUCUGAAAACAAGUUCAGAAGCUGAAACGAAACCUGAAUCUAUCAAUCUUAUCUAUUACCUAUCUAUAUGUGCAUAUGACAUUAUUUAAAAUCCCUUUUCAUGUUCUACUUCAGAAAAUAAAAUUAUUGCUUUGAUUAAA
Molecule: messenger RNA, 517 nt
Organism: Bombina bombina (fire-bellied toad)
Lineage: Eukaryota; Metazoa; Chordata; Amphibia; Anura; Bombinatoridae
Exons: 3
Coding region: 50-349 (99 amino acids)
Source: RefSeq, a predicted model, not a curated record